This is a messenger RNA of Staurois parvus, 365 nucleotides long. The record is from the annotation of a GenBank genome assembly. Lineage: Eukaryota; Metazoa; Chordata; Amphibia; Anura; Ranidae.
UCCCCAUGAGCUGUCACGCUGACAGCUCGGGACAUGUACAUGUGAUGAUCAGUGUGCCCUGAUGAUCUGUGUAGCCCCAGCAGCACCACCUCUCAGUGCCAGCUCUCAGUGCUCAUCCAUGCCACCUGCCAGUGCCCAUCAGUGCCACAUCAGUGCCACAUUUCAGUGCCCAUCAGUGCCACAUCAAUACCACAUAUCAGUGCCGAUCUGAGCUGCCAUUCAGUGUCACCCAUCGGUGUCAUCAGUGCCACCUAUCAGUGCUGCCAAUCAGUGCCACCUAUCAGUGCCAGUCAGUGCCGCCUUUCAGUGCCAGUCCGUGCCACCUAUCAGUGUACAUCAGUGCUGCCUAUCAGUGCCCACCAGUG